CGUUUAUGAAAGAAAGACGAUAUCCACAUUAUGGAUACUGUCCCUGGCACUAUUGACUGCUGUUUGUUCGUGUUCAGCCACUUGUGAUUGAUUCUCUUAGUUGGAGUCCGCCUGGUUGUUUGCCGCCGAUUACUCUGGAUAGCAUGGCUGGCUGACGCCGCUAUUUUUCUUUUUUCAUCUAUUCUUAUCCUCUCUGUUCUGGCUAUAUAUUCUCAGAUCUUAUCAUCUUGAGAUUUUGUCGGUGUUAUUACUGUCAGAUUAUCUUGGAUUGGUCUCUAGCUGCUAUCGUCUUACUACAUACCCAAGCCUUGUGCAACAACCUGGUUAAAUCUGGUUAGGCAUCAAGAGCUGUUAACAAGGCUGCUGGAAGUCUUUUACCAGAAUAAUGAUAGACCACGUUCUAGGAAGACCGUCGACCAAAUUUCGCAAAAUCCAGGUCUUUGCGGUGGUGGCAUUUUGGUCUCUUUAUCUCUUCAGAGGAAGCAAGCAUGGCCCUCCAGUCCUUCGCAACCUCUCCUCCCAUCUUUCUAAGAAAGUAACCGUCUGGCAAACCACAGUUGCCAUAUUCCUAUGGCUCUACAUCAGCCGGAACUUUGCAAAGAUUGUCGGCUUGGAAUGUCCUGAGCCACUGGCGAAUCUUUACUCUCGUUCGUUCUUCCGGGCAACAUGGAUCACCACAGCGCUGGAUGCGGGGUUUUGGACCGCAAUGAAAAUCAAACCAAAGUGGAUUCGAGAUAUUGCCUCGCUUAUGUUUACGGUCUACUAUCUUUUUGCCGCGGAGCAGGCUGAUGAAAAGGUUCGUCGGGUUCGAGCAACAUUAACAGUCGAACAUCUGCGAGUUUCGUGGAAUAAAGGAACGACGCCGUAUCUCUGGAUCCUGGCAGGUCUCGCACGGCCACGUCUUACUCGCUACUCUCCCCGAGCAAUCCGAAUUAAACGUCCCAGGCAGUCGGUGUAUGAUGAGCCCACUAAUGCAUGGCUCUACUUUGACGGCCCUCUGAGUGCGCUGCGGGAACAGACCUGCAUCGUCCUGGAUAUUCCGGGAGGAGGAUAUGUGGCGAUGAACCCCAGAAGUGCAGAGGACCGACUUCUUUCCUGGGCAGGGAAGACCAAAGUGCCGAUUCUGAGUCUCGAUUAUAAGAAGGCGCCCGAGUUUCCGUAUCCGUAUGCGUUGAACGAGUGCUACGAUGUCUACUAUACCAUUGUCACUACCCGUGGUCGCUGUCUGGGGUUGAGUGGAAAGACACGGCCGAAGAUUGUCGUAACCGGGGACAGCGCGGGGGCGAAUCUUGCCACUGGGAUGGUUUUGAUGGCUCUGCAGUCUGGUAGCACGGAUGCACCACGGUGGCAAGGCGAGAUUGUGAUCCCACCACCCGAUGGUCUGGUUCUGGCGUAUCCGUCGUUGAACAUGCGUGUUGAAAGCUGGAUGACAGAGGAGCAGAUGUCGUUGAUUCAGGAGAAGAGUACACGCCAGAGAAACAAGAACGUCCUCCGAAGAAAGAACCAGGAAUAUCACAAACUAACUCCAUUUGCCUCCCCGGCCCCCUCAGAGGAGUACUUUGGCGAUCUGGCGUAUGGACAGGAUCUGGAAGCUGGCAAUGUAGCGGAGGAAGCAUCAAAGGCCCUUGCAAAGGAUCUGCAACAACCAGAGAACCUCGCGACCCAGACAGCUACUCUUGCAGAACAUCAACCGAAACAGAUCCGAACCCGGUUGGCAGUCUCUUCGAUGAUCUCAUAUGUUCACGAUCGAAUCCUCACGCCCGAGAUGAUGAGAGCAAUGAUCAUCCUUUACAUCGGACCUCACAACCGUCCCGAUUUCAGCACCGACUUUCUACUCUCUCCCAUCCUAGCACCUGAAGCUUUACUAGCCCGAUUCCCCAAGACGUACUUCAUCACCGGCGAACGCGACCCACUAGUCGAUGACACGGUCAUCUUCGCAGGCAGAAUCCGACAAGCAAAACUGCACCAGUUCCGGGAGCGACAAGAACUAGGUCUGGAGAAGUCGCAGCGGAUGUUCGAUGAAAAGGAACAUGUGGAAGUAUCUUUACUUCCCGGUCUCUCUCACGGGUUUAUGCAGAUGGCCAACUUCUUCCCGGACAGCUGGAAACAUAUCAAUAAAUGCGCAGUGUGGAUUCGGGAUCUCUUCGAAGUAGCAGAAGCAAAGAGGUCGUCUUCCUCAGCGAGUCUCAUGCAAUCAUUCUACAAUACCCCCAACGUCUACCCCCAGACAGAUGUCAACAACAACAACGACAAUGAAAACAAUAAACCACGCAACCACAAACGCACCCUCACAGGCGAGUCCUCUGCAGACGAAGAUAAACCCCUCGAAAUGACCCACUCCCCAACAGAGGACAUCGAUAUCAAACCCAAAUCCCCUACCAGCACCAACCAAGCAACCCCCACCGGACCAAACCCUCCCAACCCACCCCCUUCAUCCCAGCGCACCAAACGCCCAUCCAGAGGCAGAGCACCCAACACACUCAGCCGCCGCGACCGAAUCACCCCAUUGAAAAUCUCCCUCCCCCCAAAUGACUACUUCACAAACACACCCGGAUCCGGGCCCGGGCCCGAGAGCCCCUUUCCCGUACGUAAAAGGGAGAGAAGCCUACACAGUCUUCCGAGCGAGGAGGAUCUACUCGAUCGCAGGAUGAAUGGGCUUGCGGGUGGUCUAAUGGGGAUUGGAGAGGGGGCGCAAACGCCGUGAUUUUUAUGAUUGUAUGAGAUGGACUUACUUUACUUUACCCUUAUGAUAAACGGAAUGGUGUUCUUAGUUUAUGUUAUUUCGAUGAUAGAUAGAAUGAAUGAAUAAAUAUGAAUGAUGAGAAGAGAAGAGAAGCUUGUGAUACUGAUUUUGGUUGCAUGUGAUUAUUGUCUUGUUAUCAGAUUGCAUGUGAUGUGGAUCGCGUCAUACGGCGUUGGAUACACUUACAUACAGCCUUGAUAGAACCAAUUUAUACAUAGAG
Messenger RNA from Aspergillus wentii DTO 134E9, 2963 nucleotides. RefSeq names its product putative lipase. The transcript is spliced from 3 exons. The record is from RefSeq and is a predicted model, not a curated record. The coding region runs from base 386 to 2704 and encodes 772 amino acids. Gene Ontology annotation, molecular function: sterol ester esterase activity; triacylglycerol lipase activity. Lineage: Eukaryota; Fungi; Ascomycota; Eurotiomycetes; Eurotiales; Aspergillaceae. Gene Ontology annotation, cellular component: cytosol. Gene Ontology annotation, biological process: triglyceride catabolic process.